UCAACCUUUUAUGAACGCCGGUAUGCGGAGCUUCCGCGCCUCCUUCGCUGACUGACUUCUGUUUAGCCCGCAACUGUGGCACGAGCCCUUCACUUCUUUGGCUGCUACGUCCAGCUCCUUUCCUCCCAUUUUCUUCGCAGAUGCCAUGAUUAGGCAAGAAGUCUCGACGUCGUACGAGGAGCUUAAUGAAGAUAUGGAGCAAGUAGCUUCUGGCCUGAUGGCAGGAACAGAAGACGUGGAUGAAGAAGAUAGAAGCUCAACUGUCCUUUCAGACAGCAACAGCCCUUCUGUGCGUUUCAGCAAGUCCUGCCUGAAGAAUGUCUUCUCAGUAAUUCUCCUCUUCAUUUAUCUUCUGCUUAUGGCUGUAGCCGUUUUCCUAGUCUACCAAACCAUCACUGACUUCAGAGAAAAGCUUAAGCACCCAGUGAUGUCCGUCUCUUACAAGGAGGUGCCUUUUUAUGAUGCUCCUGGCAUUGCCCUCUACCCUGGGAAGGCUGAACUGCUGACCUGUAAGCAUCAUUACUAUGAUUAUAUUUUGCCUUUGGUCAACCCAGGUCAGCCAGGAGAAAUUGAGUGCACUACUCAGAGAGUCAACUACACAGAUCCCUUUACUAAUCAAACCAAGAAACAUGCUGUGAUUGUCCAAGGUCCUCAGGAAGUGAAGAAACGAGAACUGGUGUUCAUGCAGUUCCACCUAAAUGAGACAGACCAAGAUUUCAAUGCAAUAGACUACCUUCUCUUUUCCUCUUUCCAGGAAUUCCUCAACAGUCCAAACAAGUCAGAAUUUAUGAAGAGGUGUGAAAGCUCCUACUCCAGCUGGAAAUUCUCUGGUGGCUUUCGAACCUGGGUCAAAAUGUCUUUGGUGGAAACGAAAGAAAAAGACGGCAGGGAGACGGUUGAAUUCAGACAGGAGAUCAGCGUGGUGAACUACAUUGAGCGGAGGACAGGAGCAGGGAGCGACCAGCUGUUUUUUGUGGUGUUUGAAUGGAAAGAUCCUUUUAUCCAGGAAGUUCAAGACAUUGUCACUGCAAAUCCCUGGAACAUGAUUGCCCUUCUCUGUGGCAUCUUCCUGGCUUUAUUUAAAGCAGCUGAUUUUGCUAAACUAAGUGUGAAGUGGAUGAUAAAAAUCCGGAAACGGCAUCUCAAAAGAAGAAGUCAAGUCCUGAACCACAUAAGCUGAGGACCAUAAGCACCACUGGGCAAGUUCUGUAAUCCACUGGAGACUAUAAAUCAGUACAGAAGCAGCUGACCUGCACAGAUGUCAAGGAGUCCAAGGCUGAACCCUGUGGGUCCCCAGGGCAGUUGUCCACAAGUAACCAGACAGCAGUUUAAUUUUACAAAAUAAGUUUAGAAAGUUUAUUUCAAAUUCCAAUCAAUAUAUAGAUUUAUUCUACAGCCAACAUUCUAAAAUCUUGCAGUGAGAAAACAAGAAAGCUAGCUCAAGUGUCUAAUACUUCUUGGGGUUGCAUUAGAUGGCACCAACCUUAAAGUCAAUAAGUGGAGAGCCAGUUUGUUGUAGUGGUUAAGUGCGUGGACUCUAAUCUGGGAGAAC
Messenger RNA from Gekko japonicus, 1552 nucleotides. It is a transcript of the gene PACC1, whose product is annotated as transmembrane protein 206. The coding region runs from base 146 to 1180 and encodes 344 amino acids. The record is from RefSeq and is a predicted model, not a curated record. The transcript has 8 exons. Gene Ontology annotation, cellular component: cell surface. Lineage: Eukaryota; Metazoa; Chordata; Lepidosauria; Squamata; Gekkonidae.